AGGGCGGUCGGUUCGCGCGGAGGGUAGGUUGAGAAGUCGGUCCCGCGGCCGAGUUUGCACCUCAAAGCGUCCGUGGAGCUGCCGACCCGCCGCAGAUUCCUUCCGACAUGCUCAACUCUAGCGACCUCUUCGUUUCCAGGCCUCUCGCCUACCGAGGGAGCAGCAUGAUGGAUGCAGAGGACCACAUGCUGGGCUGGAACAUCCCUCCAGAAUUCGCGAGUCUGGUACACCCUCACUGGAAACAGUUUCCUGCAGUCGACAUGGGUUCCCAUUUCAUGAUGGCUGCCAUCUACGCCAUGUUAAUGAUAAUGUCCCUCCUUGGAAACUUCAUCGUCAUCUAUCUCUUCUUCACAUCUAAAAGCCUACGGACGCCCUCAAACGUUUUUGUUGUGAAUCUUGCUGUCUUCGACUUGACGAUGAUGUUGGACAUGCCCAUGCUCGUGGCCAACUCCUUCUACCAGCGCCCCAUAGGUUGGCAGUUUGGCUGUGACCUGUAUGGACUCUUUGGAUCCAUCGCAGGAAUCGGAUCUGCCAUCAACAAUGCCAUCAUUGCCUAUGACAGAUACAGGACCAUAGCAUUUCCACUAGAUGGCCGGCUCAGUUUCAAGCAGGUCAUGCUACUGGUGCUGUUUGCUUGGGGCUACACCCUCCCCUUCUCCCUCUUGCCGCUCAACCAGACCUGGGGCAAAUACGUCACAGAGGGUUACUUGACCACAUGCUCCUUCGACUACUUAACACAAGAUGAGAGCACACGUGUAUUUGUGGGAGCAAUCUUCUGCUACUCCUACUGCAUCCCUAUGUUCCUCAUCAUCCUCUUCUACUCCCAGCUGAUAGGACAUGUCCGUCAACACGAGAAGAUGCUCAAAGAACAGGCCAAGAAGAUGAAUGUAAAAUCCCUGGUGAGUAACCAAGACGCAGCUCAGAAGAGUGUUGAGAUCCGAAUCGCCAAAGUCGCUCUCACCAUCUUCUUCCUGUUUGUUUGCUCGUGGACACCCUAUGCCUUGGUAGCCCUCAUCGGCACUUACGGAGACAGGUCAGUUCUGACUCCUACGGUGGGAAUGAUCCCGGCUGUGGCAGCUAAGAUCGUAUCCUGCAUCGACCCUUGGGUCUACGCUAUCAACCACCCAAGAUUCAGGGCGGAACUCGCCAAGAAGUUCCCAUUCUUGGGAGGUGGGGAUGAACCUGUCUCUGACACCGUUUCUGUGGCGACUGAGAAAACACAAACCUCCGAGAACCCUAAUGCUUAGUUUUCGGACUCUGGUGACGGACUGGAACGACUAUGGACAUGACUCCGAACUGCUUAAAAGUCGGUAUUCAGUGACAUUGGUGAAAACAAUUAUGGCUCCUUUUUUUUAACCAUCAUUGUCACUACAUGCCUACUUGUGAGCCUUAUAUUUAACUAUAGUUUGUAUAAAUACAACCUUCCUUAUAUUAGGGAUUUUGCUUGGUUCACCUUGUAUUCACUUUGUUUUCUGUAAAGUUAAACCUUCUGCUUUACCAAGUGCCCUUCAUGUUUUUGUAAAUUAUUUUAUUUGUAAAAUAAAGUUACCUGAAGCAAGUGAA
This is a messenger RNA of Homalodisca vitripennis (glassy-winged sharpshooter), 1563 nucleotides long. Its product is annotated as opsin-3-like. Gene Ontology annotation, molecular function: G protein-coupled receptor activity. Gene Ontology annotation, cellular component: membrane. Gene Ontology annotation, biological process: G protein-coupled receptor signaling pathway; visual perception. The record is from RefSeq and is a predicted model, not a curated record. The coding region runs from base 108 to 1247 and encodes 379 amino acids. NCBI's taxonomy places the organism in Eukaryota, Metazoa, Arthropoda, Insecta, Hemiptera, Cicadellidae. The transcript is spliced from 8 exons.